Messenger RNA from Apis cerana (Asiatic honeybee), 633 nucleotides. RefSeq names its product natterin-3-like. The record is from RefSeq and is a predicted model, not a curated record. Lineage: Eukaryota; Metazoa; Arthropoda; Insecta; Hymenoptera; Apidae.
GAUUGAUAACUUGAAAAAGAAUAAAACAUUUACGCCCAUACAUUUAAUAAAUGAGAAGCAACGUACCGUGUUGGAACUAUAUACUCGCACAUUUAAUAUAUGUGAUUUAAGAAAAAUUUGUUUUAUAAAAGUAGUGCUAUAAAAAUAAAAAUGCCUGGAUAUAAAUGGGUUAGAUAUACGGGUGCUCGUUACUUCGUACCUGGAAUGAUCUCAGUUGGCAAGGACUUGGAUGGUAUGAUACUUGUUGUUGGACGUGCUUACCAUAAUGGCGAUAUACUUCCUGCUAAGGUAAAACCAGAACAUGGUGUCGCUUAUGUCGCUCAUGGCGGAAAAGAACAUAUGAAGCAUGAAUUUGAGAUAUUGAUGCCCGCCGAUUUUCAGUGGAUUCCAUCAAGUAAUGGUCAUGUUCCGCCAGAUGCAGUAGAAGCUGGAAGAACAGUAGAAGGAGAAAUACUUUUUGUUGGUCGUGCUUAUCAAAAUGGUGUACCAUGUGUAGGAAAGAUACAUAGAAGUCAUGGAGUAAUAUACGUACCUUAUGAAGGCAGAGAAAUCCCAUUGAGAGAUUACGAAGUGUUGGUAUUACAUUAAUUUAUAAAUAUUACGAAACAAAUAAAAAAUUACUACAAUAUAUAA